GGGACAGGCCACACAGCAGUGAGAAGGGCCGGCUCCUGCCUCCUUGGACCGAUCACUCAGCAUGUCGCAAGGAUUUCUUCUGAAGGCCGCCUUCCUCUUUUCUCUAGUUCCAGUAAAUUCUAUAAAAGAACUCCCUGGAGUAAGGGAGUAUGAAGUGGUUUAUCCCAGAAGACUUCAUCCACUACAUAAAAGGGAGGUCAAGGAGUCAGAUAAACAGGAACAAUAUGAAACUGAAUUGAAGUAUAAAAUGACAGUUAAUGGAAAAAUUAUGGUGAUUUAUUUGAAAAAAAGCAAGGAUCUCCUUGCACCAGGCUACACAGAAACGCUUUAUAAUUCCACUGGAAAGGAGGUCACCACAAGCCCACAGAUCAUGGAUGACUGUUAUUACCAAGGACACAUCAUGAAUGAAAACGUUUCUGAUGCUAGUAUCACCGCAUGCGCGGGUCUAAGGGGCUACUUCAGUCAGGGGGACCAGAGGUACUUCAUUGAACCUUUAAGCGCCACUCAUCAGGAUGAACAGAAACAUGCACUCUACAAGUAUGAGCCCUAUGCAAAGACUAACAGCUCCUGCGGGAUGGAUGACGUGUUAUGGGCACAUGCAUUUCCGCAGAAUGUGGCCUCACCUGCCACCAGUCUGGACAAAUCGAAAGACCAGAAGGCUUGGGAACGUGAGAAAUACAUAGAAUAUUAUUUGGUCCUGGAUAAUAGUGUGUUUAAAAAGUAUAAUCAAGAUACAGAAGAAAUAAGAAAGAGGGUUUUUGAAAUGGUCAAUUACAUCAACAUGCUUUAUAAGAAACUCAAUACUCACGUGGCCUUAGUUGGGAUGGAAAUCUGGAAUGACAAGGAUAAAAUAGAGAUAAUCCCAAAAGCAAGCUUUACCUUGGAGAAUUUUUCUGGCUGGAAGGGCGGUGUCCUCCUAAGAAGAAAACAUCAUGAUGUUGCUCAGUUACUCACAGCAACAGAAUUUUCUGGAACAACUGUGGGCCUUGCUUACAUGUCUACAAUGUGCACCCCUUAUCAUUCUGUUGGCAUUGUUCAGGACCACAGUGAGAAUGCGAUCAGAGUUGCAUCAGUAAUGGCCCAUGAGAUGGGCCAUAACUGCGGAAUGUCUCACGACUCCGAAUUUUGCAGCUGCUCCUCUUCAGAAUGUGUGAUGGACAGAGCGAUGAGCUUCUACAUACCUACGGACUUCAGUUCCUGCAGCCGCGCCGACUAUGCCAAGUUCCUUGAAGAUAAAUUAUCAAAUUGCCUCUUCAAUGUUCCAUUGGCUGCAGCUAUCAUGUCCCCCCCAAUCUGUGGGAACCAGCUGGUAGACAUGGGAGAGGAGUGUGACUGUGGGACUCCCGAGGAAUGUACCAACAUUUGCUGUGAUGCUGAAACAUGCAAAAUCAAAGCAAAUUCUCAGUGUGCGUUAGGAGAAUGCUGUGAAAAAUGCCAGUUUAAACGGGCUGGUAAGGUGUGCAGGCCAGCCAAAGAUGAGUGUGACCUGACAGAAAUGUGUGAUGGCAAAUCCGGUACUUGCCCUGAGGAUAGAUUCCAAGUCAAUGGCUUACCCUGCCAAAAUGGGAGGGGCUACUGCUUCAUGGGGCUGUGCCCUACGCUGCAGGGGCAGUGCACGGAGCUGUGGGGACCAGGAACCAAAGUUGCAAAUAAGUCGUGUUACAGGACAAAUGAAGGCGGGUCAGCGUAUGGGUACUGUCACAAAGUGAACAACACAGCCAUUCCCUGUAAAGCAAAGGAUGCCAUGUGCGGGAAGCUGUUCUGUCAAGGUGGAUCAGAUAGUAUGUUCUGGAAAGGAAAUGUAGUGACUUUCCUGGCCUGUAAAGCAUUUGAUCCUGAAGACAGCAAUCAAGAAAUAGGCAUGGUAGCCAAAGGAACUAAAUGUGGAAACAUGAAAGUUUGCAUUAAUGCAGAAUGUGUGGAUAUUGAAAGAGCCUACAAAACAAGCAAUUGCUCUUAUAAGUGCAAAGGACACUCUGUGUGUGACCACAAGCUCCAGUGCCAGUGUAAAGAAGGCUGGGCCCCUCCUGGAUGUGAUGACUCCUCCGCGGUCUUCCACUUCUCCAUCGUGGUUGGGGUGCUCUUCCCCAUGGCCAUCGUCCUCGUAGUGGUCGCCAUAGUGAGCCGACAUCAAAGCACCAGAGGAAAGCAGAAGACAGCCCAGAGGCCACUGUCUCCUCCCGGCGUCAGGCCACACAAACAGAAGAGGGAACCACAGUCAGUGAAGGCCGUUCAACCCCAGGAGAUGAAUCAGAUGAAUCUUCCUGCAUCUGAUCUGCCAGUAGAGAGCAGUGAGCCUCCAGAUUCUUUUCUAAAUACAAAGCCAGAUUUUCCACCACCACCGAUUCCUACGUUUGUAUCAUCUUCCUCUUUCCUUCAUAAAGACACAAAUGCUCUUCCCUCGACUGUUUUUAUGGAUAAGCCCACGUCUGCCCCAGAGGGCUUCAACCCAAAUGUCUGAAGCAAUGGCUAAGCAAGGAUUGAUGGGUAAACGACCAGCUUGGAAGAUUGGACAAUCUGGAUGGAUGAGAAAUACACUUACUUUCUCACUAUUAUUUGCUCUUGAUACCUAAGGAGGAUAACAUUUUUUGAUUCAUGUUAUACUUUGAAGAAAUUAAACAUAAUUUUCCAGGAGAGACGUACUUUUGAGAAUCUAUGAACUUAAAUUUUCUAUUCUCCAUACUCAUGGGAAGGAAGAUGAUUCUAAAGAAACAGCUAUGAAACUGAAAUCCCUAAUUAGAUGAUUUUCCUAGCCAUGCCCCCCUUCUUUUUUUUACUGUAAUGGUGACAAAUGUUUGUUCAAAUGUUGUGAACACCUUGAUUUUUUUUUUUAUUUUCAUAGGAAUUAAUUUACCCUCUAAUGAAAACAAAAAUAAGAAGUCACAGGAAACGGAGGGAUGGGAAAAAAUUUUACAUUCAUUAUUAGAUGACUAGCACCAUCUUGGUUGUUCUAACCAUUAACCUGUCAAAUUAGAACCCUCAGUUAAGGAGAAAAUUAUAUAAACGUUCUCUGAUAUACAUAUCACUUUCCUACAUUAUUGUCCAUGAUCCUUGUGCCAUUUAGUAUUUGAAUAAAACUUUUGCUAAUUAUAAUUUUUUUCAUAGAAAUCUGUAUAAUUCAGUUACUGGCAAAGUUAAAGUGAAUUUCGCUUUCUAAGUAGAGAAAGUUUUAGCUGAAUUAAUUAUAACAUAAACCAGAGAUUGUUGACUGGUGGCCUGCAGAACAUUACUGGACUGCAGAUUUAUUUUACUUGGCCUGAAUGAUUUUGGCCACAAAGUAUUUUUAAAUGUUUUGAAUUUAUUGCCAAUAUUUAAAAAUUGGGACAUCUUGCAUAAACAUCCAGAUUUCCAGCUUUUUUAAAGUAAUCAAAUGGUUUGUCAACCCUAGAAUCACAUUGCUCAUAGCAACCAUCAGCUUAGUUGACUGGUAAUGGAGCAAACAUUUUUGGUUGCCUACCAAAAAAACCCCCACAUUCUUUCUUGCUUUCAGAACCCCAGUUUUGUUCAGCUGUCCAUAUUUUAGAAAAGACAAUCCUAACUCUACCUCACAGAUAAAUCUCAAUCACCCUAAAUCAAUCAAAAUAAUCCCAUUUCCCUUACCAGUAGUUAUUUUGGAGCUAAGUUUAUAACAACCCCCAACUCUUUGGGGUUUUUUUUUGCCAAAGAGGUAACAGAGGAUAUAUAUUGGGGAAUUUCUAGGAAAGAUAGAUAACCUUGUCCUUUAUCAGGAUGUUGGCAUCUGGAUAUUCUAUCUGGUAUUGUUGCAGCCAUGCUGUAAAUCUGAGGGCAAGACUGAUGGACUGAAUAAGAUAGAGUAGAAAGAUAGAAAGAAUAAAAAUUGUUCUUUUAAUGAAAUCAUUGAUAUGUGGUAGACUGAUAACUGCUGGAGUCCCCUCACAUUUUUUUGAGACUUCUUAUUGUAUGAUCAAUAAAAUUUUCUUACUAUUGAAGCUAUUUUGAGUUAGGUUUUCUCUUUACUUGCAACAAAAAAUGUCAUCCUAACAAGUAAAGUAGAUGGCUUCAUUCUUAGGGCACUGGCAUUCCGUGCCAUUAUUAUCAAUAUGUUUUUUAUACCUGCCCCAUUUUUAGCACCUAGCCUCUUUAAGUCUUCCUUUCCACCAGGGACUUGCCCACAAGAAGUUCAUCAGCCUUUGCAGUGUGAGUUUCUAGAUAAUUCACUCUACCCUUUAAAGUAAAGCUCAA
Manis javanica (Malayan pangolin) is the source of this 4203-nucleotide messenger RNA. RefSeq names its product ADAM metallopeptidase domain 28 (gene ADAM28). Gene Ontology annotation, cellular component: plasma membrane. The record is from RefSeq and is a predicted model, not a curated record. NCBI's taxonomy places the organism in Eukaryota, Metazoa, Chordata, Mammalia, Pholidota, Manidae. Gene Ontology annotation, biological process: proteolysis. Gene Ontology annotation, molecular function: metalloendopeptidase activity.